This is a messenger RNA of Podospora pseudocomata, 630 nucleotides long. RefSeq lists its product as uncharacterized. The record is from RefSeq and is a predicted model, not a curated record. The transcript is spliced from 2 exons. Lineage: Eukaryota; Fungi; Ascomycota; Sordariomycetes; Sordariales; Podosporaceae. Bases 1 to 630 code for a protein of 209 amino acids.
AUGAAGCUCGCCACAACCCUCCCUUUCUUCACCCUCGCCACGGUGUCCCCUAACCUCCCCCAGCCCCAACCCAGACAAGAAGCAACCACCGCAACAGCCUCGCCAACACCAACCCGCACUACCACAUCCCCCUGCGAGCAAAGCUACUCAUCCCUCAACCGUGACCGGCCCACCCAACACCCCGACCUCAUCCCAAGCAUGCUAGACGACUUCUCCACCGGCCAAUCCACCAUUACCGACCUCAGCGCGCAGUGCUCCUGGGCGCAAAACUGGUCCCGCACCGCAGCCGGCACAGUCAUCAGCAGCUGGAACGCGGCGCACAUGGACACGGUAGCGAUUAUGCUUGCGCAUGCGGCUACUGAUGUGGGGGGGUGUGUUACUGCGCAGAGGGUGCUGAAUGGCGAGUUGAGUCCGGGUGGUUUGGUGGAGGUUUUGGGGGCUGCUCCGGCUGGGAGUGCGGGUGGUGAUGAGGGGGAUGACGGGGGGGAGACUGAUGACGAUGGGGAGGGGGGGGCGAGUACCACUGGCACGACGAGCACCAGCACCGCUGGAGCAGCAAGGGAGACUGGUUAUGUGAUGGGUGUGGCGGCUGUGGGGGUUGCUGUUGCGGGUGUAAUGGGCGGCUUGUAG